AUGAGUCCCAGUACUCGCAUCGAUAGCGAGCACUCGACACGAGACCGAGAUCCGUUAGCUUCGCCGCUACCGUCAUCUUCAGAUGAUCACGGAAGUGCUUUGGACACGGACGCUUCGCAAGUCUACAGUCUCUGGCUCGAUGGGGCCGAAGAGCAUCUCAGAGCACCAAAUGGCAGCAACAUGUCCGAAUCAUUUGAGUCGAAUCUGGCAAUAAUUCAACAAGCCAGCGGGGCAUCCUUCAUGGGAUCCGUCGCGAACUUGUGCAGCGCUACGCUCGGCGCGGGAGUCUUGGCCUUGCCGUACGCUUUCUAUCAGGCAGGAAUCGUGUUGGGUCUUUCUUUACUGUUGACGUCGGCUGUUGCCACAGCUGUUUCCAUCAAGCUUUUAGUCCAAGCUUCGGAACACUACCAACUUUUCACCUAUGAAUUAUUGGUCGAAGCCUUGUUUGGCAAGCAUUGGCGAGUUUGCGUUGAGGUGUCGAUUGUUGUUUUUUGCGGGGGAUGUGCAGUAGCAUAUGUGAUUGCUGUCGGCGAUAUCCUCGAACGAUCCAAUCUCCUUUGGUAUAACAGUCGAGCACUAUCCAUGACUGCCGUAUGGAUGACUGCAAUGCUGCCUUUGAGUUUGCUGCGACGUAUGCAGUCCCUUCAAUUUGCUAGUGGGGUAGGAAUUGCUUCCAUCGGGACUCUUGUCUUUGCAGCUUUCAUACAUUUGCUGGAAGGUAAAGGAGCCUCCACAAAUGCGACAAAUUAUACACUGGCUGAAUUUACCUUGCACCGAGCCUCCAAUACGAUGAGUAUGCACAAUGAUUUUGGCGACUUUUUAUGGCCCGCCCAUGGGUCCGUUUCAGUCUUGACAGCCUGCCCUAUUGUACUAUUUGCGUUUAGUUGCCAAGUCAACGUCUGUGCAAUAUACCAGGAGCUCGCUAUUCCGCACAUCCCCGACACCAAUCGACACACUUUGCGACAGGACCGUAUGCGCCUCGUCACAUUGACGGCAGUUGCUAUUUGCGCGACACUUUAUUGCAGUAUCUCGAUUGUGGCAUUGGCCGACUUUGGCAAGGAUGUGACUCCCAACAUUCUUUCCAGCUACGAAAUGCAUGGCAUUAUGCAAGCAGCGGCAGCCUUCAUGGGAGUCGCGGUCACGUUUGCGUUUCCCCUUAAUGUCUUUCCAGCACGGGUUACGCUCCAGGACAUUUUCUUUCCGAAAGUCUUAUUGCACCCGCCUGUGAGAAACGAAACCUUGACAGCGGCAUUAUUAUUGGACCAAGAUGAGGUCACUGAACCUCGCCUUCCUAUGAGUGCCGCUAGAGAUGUUCUCGUUGAUGAAAGCGACGAGAGAACGCCACUACAACCGCAGAUAAAUUUUGCAAAUGGCGAAGGAGGGCUCAGGAAUGAAGAUGGUGCUCAAGUUGACGCGAUCGAGACGCCGUUGGAUGAAGGCAUAGCGUCUCGACCGGCCGGAAUUGAAUCUGAAUGGAACAUGCGACAGCACGUUGGAUUGACGAUAGGGAUUGCUGGCUCGGCAUUGUGCCUAGCCCUUGUGGUGCCCGACAUUUCCGUCGUCUUUGGAGUUUUGGGAGGUACGGCUACCAGCAUGCUUGGGUUUUGCGUACCCGGCGCUCUGGGUGUGCGGCUGGGUCGGGACCUGGACGAUUGGUCCUUGUCAGUGCCUUCGUGGGUACUGUUGAUUGGAGGGGCUGUGUUUGGAACGGUGACGACAGCUGUAACGGUUUGGGACACUUUAGAAGCUCUGUAG
Phaeodactylum tricornutum CCAP 1055/1 is the source of this 1755-nucleotide messenger RNA. RefSeq lists its product with no specific name. Gene Ontology annotation, biological process: amino acid transmembrane transport. The transcript has a single exon. Bases 1 to 1755 code for a protein of 584 amino acids. The record is from RefSeq and is a predicted model, not a curated record. NCBI's taxonomy places the organism in Eukaryota, Bacillariophyta, Bacillariophyceae, Surirellales, Neidiaceae. Gene Ontology annotation, molecular function: amino acid transmembrane transporter activity.